AUGGCGAAAAAUGUUCAGUUGAAGUUGUUGCAGAAAAGAGAACGGCAAAUAGUGCUUCUCAUGGACAGUGUCGACCGAUUCAUACAGAAUUACGAACCAGAACGCGAUGAGUGUCAGAUUAGUUCUAGGCUUCAGGCCUUAGAACCUGUGUUUGAUGAGUUUCAUGAAGUGCGCAGUAAAAUCGAGCUGAUCUUUUAUGAAAGUGAAGAGAAAAAGGCCAAGGAGCUCUACGGUGACGCCAAAGAUGAAGCUGAAGCACAACGUGAGGAAGAAAACGACAGGCUGCUGCUGAGUUUUGAAGACCGUUUCUUCCAGUUGAAGGGUGCACUGUCAAAACUUCAAAACAAACCCGAGCGAGCUCCAAACGUAGACGAUUCUUCACACAGCCAAGGCCAUGCCUUCAUGGGGUCGAGAGUUAAGCUGCCAGAAAUUCGAUUGCCCAGUUUUAGUGGAAAACUUCGCGAAUGGGUCUCAUUCCGCGAUAGUUUUCAAAGUUUGAUCCACAACAACGGACAACUCGCCCCCAUGGAGAAGUUCUCCUACUUAAGGUCAUCGUUGAGCGGCGAAGCACUUGAAGAAGUCCUCUCUAUCGAGCUGUCAGACGUUAACUACAGUGUCGCCUGGGAGAUUCUGACAGAGCGGUACGAGAAUAAGAAGCUUAUAGUGAAGGCAUACCUGGACACACUGUUUACACUAGAACCGAUUAAGAAAGAAGGGUACGAGAGCAUCAAUCAGCUCAUCACGGAGUUCGAAAAGAAUCUGAUGAUGCUGCAGAAGGUCGGUGAAGACACUGAUGGCUGGAGCACCAUUCUAGCGCACAUGCUGCACACGCGACUAGACCCUGUCUCUCUGAGAAAUUGGGAAACACAACACAACAGCAAAGAAGUACCGAAAUACGAGGACAUGAGGAAGUUUCUGCGCAACUACUGUUCCGUUCUGCAGUCGGUUGCUCCAGCCAAAGAACCCCGCUUCAAUGUCGCAGAUCAUCAUCCACCAAAUCGACUGAAGUCAAUCUUCGCCAUCAUCGCUGCACGGAUCGAGCACCUAAUCCAACCGAUUGUUAACGGCGUACAAAUCUCAGGACAAUCGGUUCCCAAAGCUAAGUCGAACGUAUCUGUACCUCCAGGUCAACAAGGAUCCAUACCAGGUACCACAUUCGCAAGGAACUCUCAAGCCUAUCAACAGCAAAGACAACAAACCAUGCCAAUAGUUACGGAAACACACACUCAAGCACUAAAUGCAACACACAAUUCACCAAACACAACCACACAAAUCAAUUCAACUAUGCCAAGCACAAGCCAAAGCUACGUAGCACUAUCUGUUAAGCCUGCAUCGAAUACUCUGCUUCCUACCGCUCUUGUCAAGAUCAAAGACCGCUAUGGUAACGCUCUGAUUGCUAGAGCCCUGCUGGACUCUUGCUCGCAAUAUUGUCUAAUGACAGAAGAGUUUUCCAGAAAGCUGAAGCUCGAAGAAACACCCACGUUUUUGUCAGUCCAGGGUAUUGGGUCGUCUGAGUCAGUGUCAACGAAAACCAUACGUUCUGAAGUCUGCUCACGUUCACCAAAAAUAUCUGGUUACCAAGAAACUAUGCAGUUCUUUGUGUUGCCCAAACUCACGCUGCAGCUACCUUCGUCAUCGUUUCAUCCUCCGCCCAUGUCGAUUCCCGAUUCCUCUUUGCUAGCUGAUCCUUACUUCCACGAAUCAAAGCGGGUCGAUGUCGUCAUUGGUGCCAAGUACUACUUGGAAUUGUUGAAGAACGAAGGAAGAAAAGUCACGAAGAAUGGUCCCACGAUUCAUAAUUCUGUUUUUGGUAAUUCCAUUGGUCGUCACACUGGUCGAACAGUGGCAAUCAUCGAAGUAUAUCAUCGAACAUUUUUGAGGCCAAGUCGAGGUUCAUGUGCCGGUCCGAUCCGCCGUAAGCAUUACUGCAGCUGCAAACCACACACGACACAGGAACCUGCAGUCAGCCAUAUCCAUCACAGUCCCCUGCCCGUGUCCCGCUGCGUAGCUCCUAGUGCUGCUAAGAAAGCUUCUUUCGUCAGCGAACAUCACCCAGGUCUUGAGCAACUCUACACCGCCAGUCCCUGGUUGGGCAGACUUAGUCCUACAUGGUAA
Uranotaenia lowii is the source of this 2115-nucleotide messenger RNA. RefSeq lists its product as uncharacterized. NCBI's taxonomy places the organism in Eukaryota, Metazoa, Arthropoda, Insecta, Diptera, Culicidae. Bases 1 to 2115 code for a protein of 704 amino acids. The transcript has 4 exons. The record is from RefSeq and is a predicted model, not a curated record.